AUGCUUCAACCGGAGGAGUUGUUUGAGCCUGCUCUGGUGGAGAGGGAGGGCAGCAUGGACCUAGAUUUGUUCUCUGUGUCUGAGGACUGUCCCAUACAUCUCCAACAAGCCAAAGAACAUGAGAUCCAAAAAGAGCUGGCAGAGGAGCAGUCUGUGGUGGACACGCACAUCCACGCUGCAGCUUGCAUGUCCCAGAAACACCUGCUGACGUUCAUUCAGAAGACAUAUCAAACAGAUGCUGAUCGAAUAGUUUUAGAGAAAGAUGGAAACAAACUGACCCUCAAACAAGUGUUUAGUGGCCUGCAUAAAGACCCUUAUGACUUAACAGUGGACUCUCUGGAUGUGCAUGCAGGGAGGCAAACCUUUCAUCGAUUUGAUAAAUUCAACUCCAAGUAUAACCCAGUGGGAGCCAGUGAGCUUCGAGAAAUCUUUCUGAAAACUGACAACCUUAUGGAAGGAGAGUACUUUGCUGAAAUCAUUAAGGAAGUGGCCCAUGAUCUGGAGGAGAGUAAGUACCUGCAUGCCGAACCACGUCUGUCAGUCUACGGCAGCAGUCCCGGGGAGUGGCUACAUCUAUCCAAAUGGUUCAUCAAACACAAACUCUACUCUACAAACAUGAGUGUAGACGAUGAGUCCAAACGUAACAAACACAUGUUUUCAACCCAAAGUCCUACCCCAGAUAAGUGGGAAAGCAAGGACAACCCUCCAUACAGCUACUACAUCUACUUCAUGUAUGCCAACCUCAUGACGCUCAACAACCUCAGGAAAGAACGUGGCCUGUGCACCUUCCAGUUCCGCCCUCAUUGUGGCGAGGCUGGAUCUAUCACUCACUUGGUCUCAGCUUUUUUGGGGGCAGACAACAUUUCUCAUGGACUAAACCUGAAGAAGAGCCCAGUACUGCAGUACUUGUUCUAUUUAGCUCAAAUCCCAAUAGCAAUGUCCCCACUGAGCAACAACAGCCUGUUUCUGGAGUACUCCAAAAACCCUCUGCGCGAGUUUCUGCACAAAGGUCUGCAUGUGUCUCUGUCCACGGAUGACCCCAUGCAGUUUCACUACACCAAGGAACCACUCAUGGAAGAAUAUGCCAUCGCAGCUCAGCUGUGGAAGCUCAGCACUUGUGAUGUCUGUGAAAUAGCCAGAAACAGUGUGGUGCAGAGCGGCCUUUCUCAUGAGCAAAAGCAAUAUUUCAUUGGAAAGAACUAUCAAAAUGAAGGACCAGAAGGAAACGACAUUCAGCGAUCCAAUGUGGCCCAGAUCCGGAUGGCCUACAGAUAUGAAACUCUGUGUAAUGAACUGAGCCUCCUGGUGGAUGCAGUCAGACACUAA
Knipowitschia caucasica is the source of this 1326-nucleotide messenger RNA. The record is from the annotation of a GenBank genome assembly. Lineage: Eukaryota; Metazoa; Chordata; Actinopteri; Gobiiformes; Gobiidae.